Messenger RNA from Phymastichus coffea, 2010 nucleotides. RefSeq lists its product as uncharacterized. The coding region runs from base 1 to 2010 and encodes 669 amino acids. The record is from RefSeq and is a predicted model, not a curated record. The transcript has a single exon. Lineage: Eukaryota; Metazoa; Arthropoda; Insecta; Hymenoptera; Eulophidae. Gene Ontology annotation, molecular function: RNA-DNA hybrid ribonuclease activity; nucleic acid binding.
AUGAAUGUUUUAAAUGGCUUUUUCAACAACGUGCAAAGCGAUAUUUUGCUAGACAAACUUUCAGAAUCCGGUGUCUCAACUAAAAUACAGAAAUUUAUUCAAUUUUUAAUCAACGAAAGAUUUAUAUAUACUGAAACAAACCAAGAUAUACCCAAAAGAAUAUACCAAGGGGUCCCACAAGGAGGAGUCCUGAGCCCCCUACUAUACCUUAUUUAUGUUACGGGAAUAGCUAAAAACUUGAAUGCCCAAGUGAAAAUACUACAGUUUGCUGACGACAUAGUACUCUACUUGAAAACGAACGAUCCCGAGUCGGACAGAACCAUUCUUCAAAAAGCGAUCGAAGAACUAGUCAACGACCUGAUUAAACUUGGACUCGAAGUCUCCCCAGAUAAAACUACAUUCGUCCAUUAUAACAAAAACAACGUCUAUCCAGGCGAGUCCGAAAUUCUAGUAGGUGAUCAAUUAAUUUCGUCAUGCGAGGCAGUUAAAUUCUUAGGCAUUUUUUUUGAUUUCCAAUUAACCUUCGACAAACAUAUUAAAUACGUGAUAGAAAAAACAAACAGGGCAAUGAACAUCAUCAAAUUCCUUAGAGGUAUUAAGUGGGGUGCUCAUCCAUCGACCCUACUAACUUUUUACAAAAGUUACGUAAGAGCGAUUAUUGAUUACGGCAGCUACAUUUACUUCCCCAUUCAAAAAGCUAAAAAAGAAAAAAUAGAAAGAGUACAAUUCUCAGCUAUUAGACUGGCUUUGGGUUUAAGAAACAGCACCCCUACCAAUGUAUUGCUCAGUGAAGCCAAAAUGAUCACUAUUUUCUACCGAACGAAAAUUCUCUGCAAAAAUUUUCUACUGAAAGUGCUAAGCAAUGAGAGGUCGAUUGCUCAUAAAGUAAUUCAAACUUGUGCCACUGAUAUUAUAAUGGAUAAAAGGAAAAAAGUGAACAUUUUAAAAGAAAGUAUAAAAACCACACUCAGUAUCGAGCAUCUAAUUUACAAAAGUACACUACCUCCCAUGUAUAGCUACGAAUAUAAAAUUUUGUAUAAGCCAAUAUCCGUUAAUAUUGAAAUAGGGGUAAUAUUCCAGAAUAAAGAUAAACCAAACCUCUUUUUUGAAGAGUACUAUGCCAACGAUGAUAGCCUUAAGAUUUACACAGACGCGAGCAAAACUGACGCUGGUCGUUCUGUAGGUAGUGCAUGCGUAUGUCCCGAGCUAAAUCUUGUAAUUACUGAAAGUAUUUACAAAGUGUCAUCUAUUUAUACUGCAGAAUGUAUUGCGAUAAGUCGUGCCAUGGACAUUGCCAUACAUAACAAGGAGCGCAAUGUUAAGAUUUUCUCGGACUCGCUGGGCGCCAUAUUAGCUUUAAGUAACCCAAAAAAUACCGUAAAAAGCAAUCAUUAUAUUUAUGAAAUUUUACAGAAAAAUGAUAAAUUCUCUAAGGGUAAUAAUAGCACAACGUUGACUGUUGUUUGGGUACCUGCACACAGAGGAAUCAUUGGUACCGAAAUGGCUGAUAAAGCAGCGAAAAAAGCAACUGAACUCCUACCGACGAUCAUACAAAUACCCCACACUGAUUACCGUGCGUUAUUUAAGAAAACAGCCGUAAAUUCAACAAAUAAACUGAUAAAAAACCAAGGGCUGACCAAAGGAGUAGAUUAUUUUAAAAAUUACUAUGAUGAUUCGAACACUUCUUGGUACAGUAACAAAGGAUACGAAAGAGAGUUUAUAACCUCUGUAUGCAGGUGCCGAAGCAAUCAUAUUAGCCUCAACGAAUCCCUAUUUCAAAUCAAUGUUAUUAGUGAUCCUAAAUGCGAAUGCGGCGCAGAUACUCAAGAUCUUAAUCACAUAGUUUGGCAAUGUCCACUAUUUGAUGAUACAAGAAUAUUACUACUGCGCUCUCUAUCCAAACUCAAUUUGUUUCCGCCAUUUGAUAUUAAAACCUUUUUAUAUAAACCCAAUGUCACCGUAAUGCGAUAUAUACUUAACUAUCUCCAAAAGUCUGGGAUCAAACCAUAG